AGUACAGUAGCAGCGACUGCGUUAGUUGAGUGUGCGUGUUGGGUGUGUAGUCCUGCGUGUGUGUGUAAUUUCAGUAGGAGAUAUUCGUUUAUUAGUGGAAAAAUUUUUUCGUUGGGUGUCGCUAUAUUUCUCGGUUAAAUGUUUGUUCUUCGUAGACUUUCUGUUAUAUCUACUCAAUAUUUGAACAAAAAUGGCUUUCCACAUAUGAGACCAGCCUCUUGUUGGACUGGGAAUGAAUCAUUAAGUGAAGAUGAUCCUGAAAUGUGGGCAUUGAUUCAAGAAGAAAAGAAAAGACAGAAGAGUGGUUUAGAAUUAAUUGCUUCGGAGAACUUCUGCAGCCGAGCAGCACUUGAAGCCCUCGGUUCAUGCCUGAAUAACAAAUAUUCGGAAGGUUACCCAGGACAAAGGUAUUAUGGAGGAACUGAAGUCAUUGACAAAAUAGAACUAUUGUGCCAGAAACGAGCAUUAGAAGCAUUUUCUCUAGAUCCAGAGAAAUGGGGUGUAAACGUUCAGCCUCUGUCAGGUUCACCUGCCAACUUUGCUGCAUAUACUGGCUUGAUGCAGCCACAUGACCGCAUCAUGGGACUUGAUUUGCCCCAUGGAGGACAUUUGACCCACGGUUUCAUGACAGAGUCUAAAAGGGUAUCUGCAACUUCUGUUUACUUUGAAUCAAUGCCUUAUCGCCUAGAUACUGAAACUGGCCUAAUAGAUUAUGACCAGUUGAAAAAGAAUGCACUUCUAUUUCGUCCAAAGGUAAUAAUUGCUGGAACAUCAGCAUAUUCACGACUGCUGGACUAUGAAUGCUUCAGAAAGAUCUGUGACUCAGUUAAAGCAGUGUUGAUGGCAGAUAUGGCUCACAUUUCUGGAUUGGUUGCUGGUGGUGUUAUCCCAAGUCCAUUUGAAUAUGCUGAUAUUGUAACAACGACCACACACAAAACACUUCGUGGAGCAAGAUCUGGCUUGAUUUUCUAUCGACGUGGUGUAAAAGGUACUGAUAAGGCUGGAAAAAGUAUACUGUAUGAUUUUGAAUCUCGCAUCAAUGCAGCUGUGUUCCCAUCACUUCAGGGUGGCCCACAUAACCAUGCCAUUGGUGCAGUGGCUGUAGCAUUAAAACAGGCCUGUACACCAGAGUUCAGAAAAUAUCAAAACCAAGUUCUUCUGAAUGCGAAAGCCUUGGCAAAAGGUUUACUUGACUGUGGUUAUUCUCUGGUAUCAGGUGGAACAGACACACAUCUGGUGCUUGUGGAUUUACGAUCAAAGAACCUUGAUGGUACACGAGUGGAGACUGUUUGCAACAAGUGCAAUAUUACAGUAAACAAAAAUACUUGUCCAGGAGAUAAGAGUGCAAUGACACCCAGUGGUCUGAGAUUAGGUGUUCCUGCUUUAACAUCACGGCAGUUCAAAGAGAAAGAUUUUGAGAAGGUUGUGGCAUACAUUAAUAGAGCUGUUGAGAUUGCUGCUGAGACAUCGUCAAAGUCUGGUCCAAAGAUAAAGGAUUUCAAGUUGUGCAUGAUGAAUGAUGCUGACAUAUCACUGAAGAUACAACAAUUGAAGGAAGAAGUAUGCAAUUUUGCAUUGAGUUACCCGAUGCCUGGAUUUGAUGAUCAUUAAUUAAAGGCAGACUAACUGUACUCUGUACACUUAAUCACAAAUGUGAUCUGAUGCAUCAUGCUGAAUCUCGUACAUUUUGUACUGCUUUGCUUAUUAUCUGUUAAUUUUCGACUGAUUUUUUUUUUUUUAAUACAU
Molecule: messenger RNA, 1746 nt
Organism: Schistocerca serialis cubense
Lineage: Eukaryota; Metazoa; Arthropoda; Insecta; Orthoptera; Acrididae
Product: serine hydroxymethyltransferase, mitochondrial-like
Exons: 10
Coding region: 139-1611 (490 amino acids)
Biological process (GO): folic acid metabolic process; purine nucleobase biosynthetic process; protein homotetramerization
Cellular component (GO): mitochondrial matrix; mitochondrial inner membrane; nucleus
Molecular function (GO): mRNA 5'-UTR binding; pyridoxal phosphate binding; cobalt ion binding
Source: RefSeq, a predicted model, not a curated record